Molecule: messenger RNA, 3183 nt
Organism: Gigantopelta aegis
Lineage: Eukaryota; Metazoa; Mollusca; Gastropoda; Neomphalida; Peltospiridae
Product: angiopoietin-related protein 7-like
Exons: 2
Coding region: 669-1958 (429 amino acids)
Source: RefSeq, a predicted model, not a curated record
GAAGCAAGUAUGUUAUAAGAGACUGACGGAGUGCUCACUGCUCUGACUGUGAUAAAAAGAAAGGAAGGAGAGGUGAGGAGUGAAAUACAGGCAAAUUAUGCUGAGCCAUGGUUCGGACUGGUGAGGUGUUUGAAAUGAGGACCAAACAUUAAGCAAGGCAGAGGAACAAGAGAAAGUGAGGGUGAUGCAAAGGAGAAACGAAACUGUAAGACAGUGUUUGAGAAGAAAGGAAUAUUGCUGGGGACAUAUUUAUAAACACAUAGGGACAUAUUUACUGCAAAAUAUUUUUUUUAAUUAAAAGUAUUGACAGAUUUAAAAUUAGGAAAUGGUAAUAUUAUGAAAUAUUUUACAUUUUUUUUAUUUUACAGAGCUUAAAAUAUCUUUUAUUUAUCUAAGAAAAUAAAACAUUUUCUUUAAUUUUUAGUACUGAGUUUAUAUCGUGAAUAUAUAAUAAUUACUGUAACAGUCACUUUUAGUGUGUAAAAGAUUUUUCCUACAUAUAGUAAAUGAACCAGUAGGAAUAUCAAAUUAGAAUUCAAAAUUCAAUAUUAAAUAGCUACGAAUCAGAAUUAGUCUAAGAUAUUACAUGUAGUUUAAAGUAAUUAAAAUUUGAAAGUCAAAAAUACUAAGUGAUAUUAAAUUUAAAGUGCGAAAAAAAAAAAAAAAAAAUGAUGUAUCAAUUAAGAAAGUACUUUGGACUGGCCACUGUAAUGUGUCUGGUGUUUCACUUUUCCGACGGAGCCCGAAAAUCCCGCAGUAACCGCCCCGCCUACAUUCGGGGCUCCAAGUGCCACUACACCUUUGUCGUGAACGAAUUCGAUGAAUCGAAAUGUCCAUCGGUGCCUCAGCCUAUACAGUCGGAUGCGUACACGGGGAACCAAUACUUCCGGCCUCCGCAGGACCCGAUGAUAAAAAUAACAAGCAAGAACAUUGACAACCUCUCGGACAAGAUGAAGGACAUGGAGUCACGUCUGUUCGACGAGAUGCUCAAGAAUCGUCAGAUCAACUCGACGCUCUCCAAACACAACUACAUCCUCAAACACACGGAGGACCUCCUCAGUGCGUACAAGUCGAACUUCUCCAAGAUCUACCGGGCGAUGAUGUACAUGGAGACGAGACUGCGCAACCAACGUAAGAUCAGCCGUGGCCUCAACCACAAGCUGACCAACGUGAUCCUGGACAUCGUCGAGGUCAACAACGUCCUCAACAAGCGGCCGGCGGGACACUUGGCCGCGACGACGUCCAGAAAGAAGAGGAUCGCGGUGGAGGACGCGACGCGGAUCAGGUCCUGCCCGGGGAUCACUGAUCAUUCACAUGUCUACAACGACUGUUACGAAGUGUACCAGGAGGGCCACAGAGAGAGUGAUGUGUAUUACAUCAAACCGAAUUUCGCCGCGUGUCCCGUCCCGGUCUGGUGUGACAUGGAAACGCCCCCUGGUGGCUGGCUUGUCAUUCAGCGCAGGCAGAACGGACAGGUGAAUUUCACAAAGACCUGGGACGAAUACAAACGUGGAUUCGGCGAGAUUUCGCACGAACAUUGGCUCGGAAAUGAUAACAUAUUCCUCAUAUCCAACCAGAAAUUUUAUCAGCUGCGCAUCGACUUGUGGGAUUUCGAUGGCAAUCGAGUCUAUGGCUUAUACAAAACUUUCAAAAUCGAGGGAGAGAGAGACAAGUAUCGCCUGCACGUGAGCAGUUUCGAAGGAAGUGCCAAAGAUGCAUUGUACCGCCAUAAUCGUAUGAUGUUCAGUACGAUAGACAACGACAACGAUGGCCGGCCAGAUGCCAGCUGUGCUAAGGAGUGGUUCGGGGGCUGGUGGUACAACAACUGUUGGUUCACCAUACUAAACGGGCCGUACUUUAACCAGUCAAAUGUCAGGCAUAGAGGUAUUUCCUGGAACCACUGGAAGCGCGAGCAACUAGCUAGAACGGAGAUGAAAAUUAGACCAAAUAUUACGUAAUGUAGAAAGAUAGUUUAGUAACUUGUGUCAUCUGGUGCUACGGCUGAAAAUGCAUAAUAAUUACACCUAAAGCAGGGCUCGAACUUAACGACUGCACUGACGGCAAUUGCCAUACUUGUGAUAUAAAUUGCUGUACAUCAGAGGCCUUACUGAGGGCAGUCUUUUGCUGCUAAAUAAAAAUUAUUGCCUUUGGUUGAAGGAAUAAUUCUAUUUUUUUUAAAGUAUCUGUUGUAAAGGUUACUGGUUUAAAACUGCUGUACGCAAGCUCAAAAUUGCCUAUGGAAAAAAAGUUUCAAAAUUGAUGUAAGUUAAUUUCGAGCCCUGUUAAAGAUCUACAAGGUAUAUAUAACACUGUGUACACUGAUCUCUCAGAAAAUGUAUUUAGAAAGCAAGAGUAUGACAAAUAAAGACUCUUGCCAUAUUUGCGCAGUUACUGCUAUCGUUUACAAUGUACUUGUAAAAGCUGAAUCUCAACAUAUAAAUAAAUAUAUAUUCUCUCCACCCCUACCCCUAACAUAACUAUUUUGUGAGCAUCCAUGACAAGUUAUAGUACAAUGAGAAAAAAAUAGCAAUGAUCUUGCAAUCACUAUAUAUAUUAACACAAUAUCAAUGACAAAAUAAACUUGUAUAUUUUUCAUCAGUGGCUAAAACCCGAUUAAAACUGUUUACUUCAGACUAGAUUAACAAGCAUUCUGAGAGUACUGCUAAAGCAAUACAUGUCCCCUACCGAACUCAAAUGUUUUUUGUAUCUCCUAAAUUUAAGGGCCAUACUUCUGUGAAAAGAGGGUAAAUCACCAUAAAAGUUAAACUUGAUCAUUAACAGUACAUGAUAAAGGCAUAUACGACAUUUCAUGUUAAUAUUUUCAGGCAUUGCAAAACAAAAGUCUGGAAAACUAAUUUUUAUAUUUCCUAAGUUCAAGAGUCAUAACUCCAUCGAAAAUUGGUAAAUUUCCAUGAAAGUCAAACUUGAUCUGUAACAGUACAUGAUAAAGCUAUAGACAAAAUUUCAGCUCAGUAUCUCGAAGCUUUGUGAAAAGUUAUUUUGGAAAACAAAUUUUCACAUCUCCUAAGUUCAAGGGCCAUAACUCUGUAAAAAAAAUUGGUAAAUCGCCAUGAAAGUCAAACUUGAUCUGUAACAUUAUAUAUGAUAAAGCUCUACACAUAAUUUCACGUCAAUAUCUUAAAGCUUUAAAAAAAAAAAAAAAAGAUCCGGAAUUAUUUUUUU